AUGGCGCUGGACGGGAUCCGCAUGCCGGACGGCUGCUACGCCGAUGGGACGUGGGAGCUGAGCGUCCAUGUCACCGACCUGGGCCGCGACGUCACCCUGAGGGUCACCGGCGAGAUUCACAUCGGCGGCGUCAUGCUGCGUCUAGUCGAGAAACUCGAUGUCAAGAAGGACUGGUCAGAUCACGCACUGUGGUGGGAAAAGAAGAAGACUUGGCUCCUUAAAACACACUGGACAUUGGACAAAUACGGGAUACAGGCCGAUGCCAAGCUCCAGUUCACACCUCAGCACAAGCUGCUUCGCCUUCAGCUGCCCAACAUGAAGUACGUCAAGGUGAAAGUCAACUUCUCAGACAGGGUCUUCAAGGCGGUUUCUGACAUCUGCAAAACGUUCAACAUCAGGCAUCCAGAAGAGCUUUCCCUUUUGAGGAAACCCAGAGAUCCAUCAAAGAAAAAAAAGAAGAAAUUGGAUGAUCAAUGUGAAGAUGACGCCUUCGAGCUGGAGGGUCCACUGAUCACGCCAGGGUCUGGAAACAUCUAUUCCAGCCCAGGACUGUACAGCAAAACGAUGACACCGACCUACGAUGCUCACGACGGCAGUCCCCUGUCACCCACCUCCGCCUGGUUUGGUGACAGUGCCUUGUCAGAGGGGAACCCAGGCAUCCUGGCUGUCAGCCAGCCUGUCACAUCCCCAGAGUCCUUAGCAAAAAUGUACAAGCCACAGGCACUGCUUGAUAAAGCCAAAAUCAACCAAGGAUGGCUGGAUUCAUCCCGAUCCCUUAUGGAGCAAGAGGUGAAAGAAAACGAAGCUUUGCUGCUCCGGUUCAAGUACUACAGCUUUUUUGACCUGAAUCCAAAGUACGACGCGAUCAGGAUCAACCAGCUGUACGAGCAGUCCAAGUGGGCCAUUCUGCUGGAGGAGAUUGAGUGCACAGAGGAAGAAAUGAUGAUGUUUGCAGCACUGCAGUACCACAUCAAUAAGCUGUCCAUCAUGUCCUCGGAAAACCACCUGAACAACAGUGACAAGGAGGUGGAUGAGGUGGAUGCUGCACUCUCGGACCUGGAGAUUACUCUGGAAGGUGGCAAAACAUCGACGAUCCUGGGUGACAUCACUUCCAUCCCAGAGCUCGCUGACUACAUUAAAGUCUUCAAGCCCAAGAAGUUGACGUUGAAAGGCUACAAGCCAUAUUGGUGCACCUUCAAAGAUACCUCUAUCUCCUGCUACAAAAGCAAAGAGGAAUCCAACGGGACUCCUGCUCACCAGAUGAACCUGAGAGGAUGUGAAGUUACCCCUGAUGUGAACAUCUCUGGUCAGAAGUUUAACAUCAAACUUCUGAUUCCAGUGGCAGAGGGGAUGAAUGAAAUCUGGCUUCGCUGUGAUAAUGAGACGCAGUACGCCAGCUGGAUGGCUGCCUGCCGCCUGGCCUCCAAGGGUAAGACGAUGGCCGACAGCUCCUACGGCAUGGAAGUGCAGAACAUCCUCUCCUUCCUGAAAAUGCAGCAUUUGAACCCAGACCCACAGCUGAUCCCAGAACAAAUCAACACCGACAUUAACCCCGAGUGCCUGGUGUCUCCUCGCUACCUAAAAAAGUACAAGAACAAGCAGCCAGGCUAUGUAAGAGACUUGAUCACGGCACGCAUCCUGGAAGCCCACCAGAACGUCGCUCAGAUGAGUCUGAUCGAGGCCAAGAUGAGGUUCAUUCAGGCUUGGCAGUCGCUGCCCGAGUUCGGCAUCACGCAUUUCAUUGCCAGGUUCCACGGGGGCAAGAAGGAGGAGCUGAUUGGCAUCGCCUACAACCGGCUGAUCCGCAUGGACGCCAGCACUGGCGACGCCGUCAAAACCUGGAGGUUCAGCAACAUGAAGCAGUGGAACGUCAACUGGGAGAUUAAAAUGGUGACAGUGGAGUUCGCCGACGACGUCCGUGUGUCCUUCAUCUGCACGGAGGUGGAUUGCAAAGUGGUUCACGAGUUCAUCGGGGGCUACAUCUUCCUGUCAACGCGAGCCAAAGACCAGAACGAGAGUCUGGACGAGGAGAUGUUCUACAAACUGACCAGCGGCUGGGUGUGAGGCCCUGCUACUGCACCCCCCAGGAAACCCCACGGCCCUUGUAAUAUUUAACAUUCAACAGCUGUCCUUCGAGAUCUGCUGCUUAAUAAAAGUAAGCUUGAAAUGUAUCUUUUCCCCCCCCCCCCCCCAAUCAGGAAAAGUUGGGGUUUUUCCUUUUGCCUUACCUGCCCAGUUAAUCUGUGUGCACUAAUGAGCACUUCUCUUAACUUGCUGUAACAAAGAGACUCGUGUCUGGGCCAGGUGGACCACGCCAGUGGUCUUCAGAUACCUGCAUCCAAGGGGCAGAUCAGGACGAGAUUUUUGACUGACUGAAAGCAGCCAAUUUUCUAAGAGAACUCUAAGCCAUCUUCUAAAGCCAUCCAGGGCUUGACCUAUAUGAAGUCUAUUUAUCAUGUUUAACGCAUGAGUGUUUGCUUUCCUUUGGUUUUUUUUUUUUUCA
Messenger RNA from Indicator indicator, 2503 nucleotides. It is a transcript of the gene FERMT2, whose product is annotated as FERM domain containing kindlin 2. Gene Ontology annotation, biological process: cell-matrix adhesion; integrin-mediated signaling pathway. NCBI's taxonomy places the organism in Eukaryota, Metazoa, Chordata, Aves, Piciformes, Indicatoridae. Gene Ontology annotation, molecular function: integrin binding. The transcript has 15 exons. Bases 1 to 2064 code for a protein of 687 amino acids. Gene Ontology annotation, cellular component: extrinsic component of cytoplasmic side of plasma membrane; focal adhesion. The record is from RefSeq and is a predicted model, not a curated record.